Colletotrichum orchidophilum is the source of this 2619-nucleotide messenger RNA. RefSeq names its product Cullin family protein. The record is from RefSeq and is a predicted model, not a curated record. Gene Ontology annotation, biological process: DNA damage response; ubiquitin-dependent protein catabolic process; protein ubiquitination. NCBI's taxonomy places the organism in Eukaryota, Fungi, Ascomycota, Sordariomycetes, Glomerellales, Glomerellaceae. Gene Ontology annotation, molecular function: ubiquitin protein ligase binding. Gene Ontology annotation, cellular component: Cul4-RING E3 ubiquitin ligase complex. Bases 1 to 2619 code for a protein of 872 amino acids. The transcript has 3 exons.
AUGCCGUCGAAUUCACCCCCCGCAGUCGAGGGAGCUUUGCCAUCACGGGCGACGGGAAGGACAGGCGGCGCAGCGCCGGUCAACGACACCAAUCACCCUCUACGCCGAAGACCCCGCCAAGAUUCCGACGUCUCGCGAUCCGGUUCCGUCGCCCCGCACCAGCAGCAGCCCAAUAGACCGAGUCCGAAGCGCUUCAAGUUGGGCGCCGAAGACCCUCCCUCUCACAACAUCAUGUCUACCAAGAUGAAAGGCAAGCUGCCCGAGGUGAUCGACCUGACGCAGUCCAACUCAUAUCGGCCGUAUACGGGCGCGAAGAAGCUGGUGAUCAAGAACUUCCGACACUCGGCGAGUAAUGAGAAGCUGGAAAAGUACUACGAGCGGACCGAGCAGGAAUUGAUUGAUGCGUUGCAGGAGGUCUUUGGCGGGCGCAAGCCGAAGCUGCCGUUGGAGAGGCUAUCCAGGGCCGUGGAGGAUAUAUGCAGGCGCGGCCAAGACAACGACUUGCAGCUGUACGAGACGCUGCGGCGAAAGUGCGAGGAGCACCUCACCCAGGACGUACUGCGUUCAAUCAAGUCCUGCGCCGGCAAUACAGAUGCUGAAAUGCUGAGGAGCGUCCUCCAGCACUGGAGGGUGUGGAAUGGUCAGAUUAUGACAAUCCGAUCCACAUUCACCUAUCUUGACCGUACCUUCCUCCUGAAGAACAAGAACUACCCUUCCAUCAACGACAUGACCAUUUCACAGUUCAGAAGGAUGGCGUUCCCCGCUCGGGACGACCCAGGCGGUCAGACGCCCGGUGGCAGGGCGUUGCGGGGCAUGUACGACCUGAUUUCGUACGACCGAAUGGGGGAUGAGCGGUUCGAAGCAGCAUUGCUCAAGGACUCGGUCAUGAUGCUCCACGUUUUCAACAUUUACACCAAAUACUUUGAGCCCCGGUUCAUCGAGCUAUCAGAAGACUUCUUUGAGGAUUUUGCAGAGGAAAGGAAUGCGUCAAGCUUGAAAGAGUACAUCUUGGCAUGUGAGAAACUGCUCAAGAAGGAGGACUACCGCUGCAACGAGUACAACCUGGACUCGACAACCAAAAAGCAGUUGCUCGACGCGGCGCAUGGCAUACUUGUGAACAAGUACUCUGACAAGCUUCUCAAUAGUGAGAGUCUCUCCAAGCUCCUUUCAGACCAUGAGGUGGGCUCGAUGAAGGCCUUGUACGACUUAUUGCGACUCUCCGAUAUCCAGAAAAAGCUCAAACAGCCCUGGAGCACGUAUAUCAAGAAGACGGGUGCUGCGAUUGUUGCUGACAAGGAACGCGGCGAUGACAUGGUCCAGAGGCUUCUCGAACUCAAGAGAUCACUAAGCCUCAUCGUUCGCGACGCCUACGAUCGUGACCCAGACUUUGUCAACGAGCUCAGGAACGCCUUUGGAGACUUUAUGAACGAUCGCAGCAUUGCAACGACAUGGAGCUCAGGAACGUCCAAGGUCGGUGAGAUGAUUGCCAAGUACGUCGACAUGCUCCUUCGCGGGGGAAUCAAGGCUUUACCGAAAACGCUGCUUUCAGACAACAAAGACCGAGCCGCGGCGGAGCAGAGCGGCCUGGCGAGCACUGGCGACGAAGACGCCGAGCUCGACCGACAGCUGGACCAGGCCCUGGAGCUCUUCCGCUUUAUCGAAGGCAAGGACGCGUUUGAGGCGUUUUACAAGAAAGAUUUGGCUCGCCGCCUGCUCAUGGGCAGAAGCGCCAGUCAGGAUGCGGAGCGAAACAUGCUCAGGAAGCUCAGAGAGGAGUGUGGUAUGAACUUUACUCACAAUCUGGAGCAGAUGUUCAAGGACGUCGAGGUGGCCAAGGAGGAAAUGGAAGCAUACAAGCAGUGGUCGGAAGGCACCGGCGUGGAUAGGGCUCCUGUCGAUUUAUCGGUUAUGAUCCUGUCACAGGCGGCCUGGCCGACGUACCCGGACGUCAAGGUCCACUUACCAGACGAUGUUGCCAAGCAGAUUGAGCGAUUCGAUCAGUACUACAAGAACAAGCACACUGGCCGGCUGCUCAACUGGAAGCACGCGCUGGCGCAUUGCACGGUCAAAGGGAAGUUCCCCAAAGGUACAAAGGAGCUCCUCGUCAGCGCGUAUCAGGCAAUCAUCCUCGUCCUCUUCAAUGAGGUCGGCCUCGAUGGUUUCAUCAGCUACGAACAAAUCGCUCGCUCCACAAACCUGCAAGGAGAGGAAUUGGGCCGAACGCUGCAGUCUCUCGCCUGCGGACAAGUCCGCGUUCUUUCAAAGCACCCCAAGGGCAAGGAAGUCAACGCGACGGACACGUUCACGAUCAACAAGGCUUUUGCGCACCCCAAGAUCAGAGUCAAGAUCAACCAGAUCCAGCUCAAGGAGACAAAGGAGGAAAACAAGGCGACGCAUGAGCGCAUCGCCCAGGACAGACGGUUUGAGACACAGGCGGCCAUCGUGCGGAUCAUGAAGAGUCGCAAGGAGAUGAGUCAUGGCGAGCUGGUUGCGGAGGUGAUCAACUUGACCAAGAACCGCGGCGCGGUUGAUGCGGCGCAGAUUAAGAAGGAAAUCGAAAACCUGAUUGACAAGGACUACUUGGAACGCGAAGGCAACACCUAUACGUACUUGGCAUAG